AACAAUUAUUAAGACUUCUCUCCUGCCCUUUCCUCAAUUACUUGUUCGUUGUUCUUGUUGUCCCACUCACAACUGUGUAUCAUUCUUUUGUACUAUUAUUAGUGAUCAACAAUGGAAGACCAAUCAAAGAAAGCCAUAAGUGACACAAGAAAUAUGAUAGAGAAUCUACAGGUACCAAUACCAGAACAGAUUCCAACACCGAUAACUAAUAAAGAAGAUAUAUAUAGAGAUCAAAGCCAGCCCUCUCAAGAUGCGCCUAUUACUGAAUUGUCACACACAGUAAAUUCAGCAAUAUAUUCAUUAGUUAAACGGUCACCUUCAUUAUCAACAAUUGAUAAUGGCAUAACAGAACAACCCAGACCGCCACCACCAUCAACAGAAUCAUCAGCACAAGAUGAGUUUAUGGAAACAUUGGAUGAUUGUUUGUCUUUUUUCCAAUUGGUGAAUGGAGAUAUUCCCCAGACACAAACACCUUCGCAGCUGCAGAAUCGGCCACCGUCACCCCGUCGGGUGCAGGUACAGACACCGGCUCCACAGCACCACCCAUCCUCAUAUCCAUCAUUAAAUAACCACCCGAGUGAUAGCCAAUAUACCCAACAACAGCAGGAGCAACAACAGCAGAUGACUGCAGAAUCGGCCACCGUCACCCCGUCGGGUGCAGGUACAGACACCGGCUCCACAGCACCACCCAUCCUCAUAUCCAUCAUUAAAUAA
Penaeus indicus is the source of this 714-nucleotide messenger RNA. RefSeq lists its product as uncharacterized. Bases 112 to 714 code for a protein of 200 amino acids. Lineage: Eukaryota; Metazoa; Arthropoda; Malacostraca; Decapoda; Penaeidae. The record is from RefSeq and is a predicted model, not a curated record. The transcript is spliced from 3 exons.